This is a messenger RNA of Tupaia belangeri chinensis (Chinese tree shrew), 625 nucleotides long. It is a transcript of the gene SNRPD1, whose product is annotated as small nuclear ribonucleoprotein D1 polypeptide. The coding region runs from base 143 to 502 and encodes 119 amino acids. The transcript is spliced from 4 exons. The record is from RefSeq and is a predicted model, not a curated record. Gene Ontology annotation, molecular function: RNA binding. Gene Ontology annotation, biological process: spliceosomal snRNP assembly; RNA processing. NCBI's taxonomy places the organism in Eukaryota, Metazoa, Chordata, Mammalia, Scandentia, Tupaiidae.
GUGCGUCCCCAGCGCUCCGCGCGUUCUCUACGUCCAGAGCCCUUGGAGGAGGUGUUUCCGGCCAUUCAUACUCUCAGUCUAGCGUUCCUUUGCUACCUGGUUCUGUACUCCACCGGGCCUAAAGGGUGACGGCGUAGCUAGGAUGAAGCUCGUGAGAUUUUUGAUGAAAUUGAGUCAUGAAACUGUCACCAUUGAAUUGAAGAAUGGAACACAGGUCCAUGGAACAAUCACUGGUGUAGAUGUCAGCAUGAAUACACAUCUUAAAGCUGUAAAAAUGACCCUGAAGAACAGAGAACCCGUACAGCUGGAAACACUGAGUAUUCGAGGGAAUAACAUUCGAUAUUUUAUUCUGCCAGACAGCUUACCUCUAGAUACACUACUUGUGGAUGUUGAACCAAAGGUGAAAUCUAAGAAAAGGGAAGCUGUUGCAGGAAGAGGCCGAGGCCGAGGAAGAGGAAGAGGACGUGGCCGGGGCAGAGGAAGAGGGGGUCCUAGGCGAUAAUGUUUCUAACAAUUACUGUUUCAAAGUGAUAAGUGAUUUGGGGUAUUUUUUUUGUACAGGUUUUGUUUGUUUAUGUCAGUUUUUAAUAAACAUAAAUGUGGGAAAGUUGUCUUUUGACUUAAA